Ostrea edulis (European flat oyster) is the source of this 420-nucleotide messenger RNA. Its product is annotated as ATP-dependent DNA helicase RecQ-like. Bases 1 to 420 code for a protein of 139 amino acids. The record is from RefSeq and is a predicted model, not a curated record. Gene Ontology annotation, biological process: telomere maintenance; double-strand break repair via homologous recombination. The transcript has a single exon. Gene Ontology annotation, cellular component: chromosome; cytoplasm; nucleus. Gene Ontology annotation, molecular function: 3'-5' DNA helicase activity; four-way junction helicase activity. Lineage: Eukaryota; Metazoa; Mollusca; Bivalvia; Ostreida; Ostreidae.
AUGGGUGUCAACUUUUCAGGUGUUUACAAUGUUGUUCACUUUGGACUUCCCAGAGAAAUUGAUACAUAUGUCCAACAAAUGGGACGAGCAGGAAGAGAUGGUGUUCAGUCCCAGGACAUUAUUAUUUACAAACCUGCACAUUUGAAAACACUUGAUGAAGAUAUUAAGAAACUUGUAACAACAGAUCAGUGCCGCAGAGCAGUGUUGACAAAUUCUUAUAUGUGUAGUGAGAAGAUAGAUAUCAAGAAGCACUUGUGUUGUGAUUUAUGUGAAAAGAAAUGUAGUUGUGGAGAAUACACUUGUCCUAAUGUCCAUCCUGCCAAAAUCAACCUUAAUGAUAAUAGUGCAUGUGAUGAUUCCUCCAGUGAAGCCUCUUCUACCGAAGAUGCCAGUGAUCUUUCUGAUAACGAAAUUGAUUAA